Messenger RNA from Anopheles cruzii, 2845 nucleotides. RefSeq names its product ARF GTPase-activating protein Git (gene Git). Gene Ontology annotation, biological process: brain development; regulation of ARF protein signal transduction. The transcript has 6 exons. The coding region runs from base 214 to 2295 and encodes 693 amino acids. NCBI's taxonomy places the organism in Eukaryota, Metazoa, Arthropoda, Insecta, Diptera, Culicidae. Gene Ontology annotation, molecular function: GTPase activator activity; protein binding. The record is from RefSeq and is a predicted model, not a curated record.
CGAGAAAGCGAGAGCGUUCCUGUUCGGUGAAACUAUGUGAAUCAAACAAAAAAACGAUCACACGUUCCAGCUUCGGGGCCAAUAGGAACAGAUCGCCAUCUAGGCUAACACGAGAGCAAACAGUAUUACGACGAGACGAGACGAGGACGCGCGCGCGCAGGCAGUCAGCCAAAAACCAGCCAGCACUCCAAAAAUACGACCGAAAAUCCGAAAAUGUCACGUGCCAAGUCGCGCAUACAGACGGACGUGUGCGGAGACUGUGGCAGCACGGAUCCUUCCUGGGCGUCCAUCAAUCGGGGCAUUCUGCUGUGCGCCGACUGCUGCUCCGUUCACCGCAGCCUCGGGCGGCACAUUUCGCAGGUGAAAUCCCUUCGCCAGGGCAGCUGGCAGGCGUCGGUGCUGAGCUUCGUCAACCAGCUGAACGCCCACGGAGCGAACAGUGUGUGGGAGCAUCUGUUGCUCGAUUCGGUCGCGCCGAAGAAUCUGAAACGCAGCAAACCGACGCCCAAGGAUGCGGUGCACCCGACGAAGACGGACUUUAUCCGCGCCAAGCACGUCCAGCUGGCGUACGUGCUGAAACCGAGCUUUCAGGUGGACGAAGGCAGCAGCAGCCUGGAGCAGGAACUGAGCAAACAACUGCACGCCAGUGUCCGGGCGAGCAAUCUCGAAACAUCACUCCGGCUGCUGGUGCAGGGUGCCGAUCCGAACUUCUAUCACGACGAGAAAGGCUCGACACCGUUACACGUGGCGGUGAAAUCGGGCCAGCUGUCCCAGAUCGAGCUGCUGCUCGUGUACGGGGCCGACGUGAACGCUCUGGACGCACAGAACCGGACACCGCUCGAGCUGGCCCGACAUGCGAAGCAAUCGAUCAUCGCCGACCGUCUGCUGGAGGCUGUGUACGAGGUGACGGAUCGGUUGACCCUGUACUUGACCGGCAAGAAACCGAACCACGCGGCCGGUCAACAUCUGCUGCUGCCGGACCAGUCGAAGAAGGAAAUGAGCGAACAGCUUAAGAUUGCCCGCGGCAAGCUGCAGCUAGUGCCGAACCGAAUGUUCGAGGAACUCGUUAUGGAUCUGUACGAUGAGGUGGACCGCCGGGAAACGGAAGCGAUCUGGGCGACCAGUGCCCUCAACCCGGAGUCCGGUGCCGUACCGUUUCUUCCGACGAACCCACAUCUCAGUGCCACCCGGAAUCAGGGACGACAAAAGUUGGCUCGCUUCAGUCAGCCCGAGUUUGCGGGCCUGCUGAUGGACGUCCUUCUUGAUGCGCACCGCCGGCAGAAUAUGGCCAACCUGCGGCCCAUCGAUGGUCUGCUCCGGACCGAAGGGGGUGCCGCCGCCUCCCGGGAAUCGAACCUCUCCGACGAUGAACCACUCUACGAUGCGGUCGCCUCGGACGAUGACUACGCGGCGCUCGCUCCGGUGGCGCAACAGGCGCUGGUCAAUAAAUCGUCCCCGGCGGCCGUCUCCAACGUGGAGGUGGAAACGUUGCGCCAGCGAAUACAGGACCAGGAGCUGACCAUCCACGAACUGCGCACCAUGAUCCAGCGGCUGGCGUCGGAGAACAAUCAACUAAAGUGCCACAUCGACUCGAAGGAACACGAAGUGCAACUCCGUAUCGAUACGUAUCUGAACGGAUCCGGAGCCAGUGACCCAGUCCAGCCUGAGACGAGUGGUGGGACAGACCCAGGGCAACCACCACCCAAUACGACGGUGGCCACAGCCGCCGCCGGGUACACGAAGCGACCGGUGAGCAUGUACGAAGCGCGCCAGGCACCACGGGACGAAAGUCGACCACCGAUCACGCAAAGCCUCUACUCGAUGGCCCCGGUGCCCGGGAGUCCCGCCGAGUGUGGUAUGGCCACCGGCAAACCGCUGCCGUCGUUCGACGAAGUGCAACGCCGGACCGAUCUGGUGGUUCGGCGUAUCAAGGAACUGUUUGCGGCCAUGAAGGACCGAACGCAACGGGAAGCGUUCGUUCCGUGUGCCGAACGGAUACAGUUGGCGGUCGUCGACCUGAUGAGCCUCUUCCCGGGCACCCUGAUCGCCAGCGAAUCGUUGCGUGGUGCUCUGCAGCAGCUAAACUUUAACGCGAAUCUGAUACAGGCCGAGUGCGCCCGGUUGCAGCAGUGUUUGGCCGUCGACAUGGUGGGUGCCCCGAUGAACGGUGGCGCCGCCGCCGGGAAGGGAAUGCUUGAGGGGAUCGAGCAAAACAUGGAACAGGUCCGAGGGUGCGCCUAUGAGCUCGCAAUGUCCACGAAAAUUCUCAUCACCCACCUGCAGCAGUCCUCGUAGAACCGGGAACCAAGCCGGAAGUACCGUGGGCAGCUAGAGAGGAACGGAAUCACCGCAUUUCCGUACAGUAUUUUCCGGACAAUCCCUUCCUAACGGAGACCUCGCGCUGCGCUGACCUCGGUUCCGAUGCAAUUAUUACAUUAAGUUGUCACUAGAACUGGAAGUCCUUCUUCCCGUUUCGCAAUACUUGACCGAAACACGUUGUACUAAUGUUUAACACCCCGAGUUCCCCGAAUCGAAAGUGCCAAACGGAACGGUUUUACUUGCAAGCAGAUUUUUAGAAACCUUUACACUAACCGGGACCGACUAAAUAUAUUGCAAUCGAGAUUCAUUUUAGAAGCGGAGCUCGACAGAAUUCAGAUAUUCAUCUUGCCAUUGCGGGAAGCCUUCUUUACGAGCGCUCGAAAGGCACACACACCUAACGCGACUAUUGACCACCUAUAUUUAGCUCCUACAGAUUGUUAUAAACUUGUUACAACCUAAACCGAGCAAACUAAAUCCCAGAACCAGCAUUAACCGCCAGUGCGUCAGACUAUCAUAGGGCAACACG